CUUUUUCAAAGAAGCUGCACCAUUUUACAUUCCCACCAGCAGCAUACGAGCUUUCCAGUUUUUCUGCAUUCUCGUGACUGAGGAGUUUCCGGUUCCGGUGGGGGCGGCUGUAGCGACGGAGAUGGCGGCGGCGACGGCGGCGGAGGCUGUGGCCUCCGGCUCUGGAGAACCCCGAGAAGAGGCCGAAGCUCCGGGCCUCGCCUGGGAUGAGUCCCAGCUGCGUAGUUAUAGCUUUCCGACUCGGCCCAUCCCCCGUCUGAGUCAGAACGACCCCCGGGCGGAGGAGCUUAUCGAGAAUGAGGAGCCUGUGGUGCUGACAGACACAAAUCUUGUGUAUCCUGCUCUGAAAUGGGACCUCGAAUACCUGCAGGAGAACAUUGGCAACGGAGACUUCUCUGUGUACAGUGCCAGCACCCACAAGUUCUUGUACUAUGAUGAGAAGAAGAUGGCCAAUUUCCAGAACUUUAAGCCCAGGUCCAACAGGGAGGAAAUGAAAUUUCACGAGUUUGUUGAGAAACUGCAGGAUAUACAGCAGCAAGGAGGGGAAGAGAGGUUGUAUCUGCAGCAAACACUCAAUGACACUGUGGGCAGGAAGAUCGUCAUGGACUUCUUGGGUUUUAACUGGAACUGGAUUAAUAAGCAACAGGGAAAACGUGGCUGGGGACAACUGACAUCCAACCUACUGCUCAUUGGCAUGGAAGGAAAUGUGACACCUGCUCACUAUGAUGAGCAGCAGAACUUCUUUGCUCAGAUAAAAGGCUACAAGCGAUGCAUUUUAUUCCCUCCGGAUCAGUUUGAGUGCCUGUACCCAUAUCCUGUUCAUCACCCAUGUGACAGACAGAGCCAGGUGGACUUUGACAAUCCUGACUACGAGAGGUUCCCCAAUUUCCAGAACGUGGUUGGUUAUGAAACAGUGGUUGGCCCUGGUGAUGUUCUUUACAUCCCAAUGUACUGGUGGCAUCACAUAGAGUCAUUACUAAAUGGGGGGAUUACCAUCACUGUGAACUUCUGGUAUAAGGGGGCCCCCACCCCUAAGAGAAUUGAAUAUCCUCUCAAAGCCCAUCAGAAAGUGGCCAUAAUGAGAAACAUUGAGAAGAUGCUUGGAGAGGCCUUGGGGAACCCACAAGAGGUGGGGCCCUUGUUGAACACAAUGAUCAAGGGUCGAUACAACUAGCCUGCCAGGAGUCGAGGCCUCCUGCCAGGUGACUGCUAGCCCGUCCACACCGCUUCAUUGAUGAGGACAGGAGACUCCAAGCGCUAGUAUUGCACGCUGCACUUAAUGGACUGGACUCCUGCCAUGGCCCUGGAGGCAGGUGUUUGGGGCAAGGCAGGGUGGUUGGCGCUCCACUCCCAUUUGGAGGGACUUCUUGCCCUUGCCUCUGUGCCCCAGCAUCUUCCCUCUCUGCCCCCACUAAGGCCUGCAUUCAGUGUGUGGAGUCCCAGCUUCUGGUUGUCAUCACGUCUGUGUGCGUCAGUCUGUCACCCUUGGGAUGUGUGUGCGUGUGUGUGCAUGCACACGCGCGUGUGUAUCUGUUCCUUGCUUUCUCCUUCUGAGUCAGGAUGCCACUGCUGGCUCUUGGGCCUGUCUCCUGCAGCCUCAGUGCCUCAGCCUGAGAGAGAGGAGAUGGUCACGGAUGCCCACUAUGUCUG
Molecule: messenger RNA, 1650 nt
Organism: Mustela erminea (ermine)
Lineage: Eukaryota; Metazoa; Chordata; Mammalia; Carnivora; Mustelidae
Gene: HIF1AN
Product: hypoxia inducible factor 1 subunit alpha inhibitor
Exons: 9
Coding region: 122-1174 (350 amino acids)
Biological process (GO): negative regulation of Notch signaling pathway; peptidyl-aspartic acid hydroxylation
Cellular component (GO): nucleus; cytoplasm
Molecular function (GO): ankyrin repeat binding; peptidyl-histidine dioxygenase activity; [protein]-asparagine 3-dioxygenase activity
Source: RefSeq, a predicted model, not a curated record